Monoraphidium neglectum is the source of this 357-nucleotide messenger RNA. RefSeq lists its product as hypothetical. NCBI's taxonomy places the organism in Eukaryota, Viridiplantae, Chlorophyta, Chlorophyceae, Sphaeropleales, Selenastraceae. The record is from RefSeq and is a predicted model, not a curated record. The transcript has a single exon. The coding region runs from base 1 to 357 and encodes 118 amino acids.
AUGAGGCCCCCACAGCGGCCGCGCGCCCCCGCUGCGGUCGCCGCGCUGCUGCUCCUUGCUGCCGCGCUGCUCGGCGCCGCGCGCGCCGCGCCCGCCGAGGCGGAGGGGCCCGUCGCACCCGCGUCGCUGGAGUCUCUGGUGCCCAGCGGGUUUGCGGCGGCGGCCGCCAAGGCGAUAUCCGCCUACUCGUCGGUUUUCAAGGACGCGCGGGACCGGCUGGAAGGCGGCCAGGUGGGCGCCGGCUUGUCCGACCAGGCGUGGCAGGCACUGGCGUCGGGGACCGAGAAGCUGCAGGGCACGCCGCUGGCUGGGCUGAUCAGUAUAUCCGUCCACGAAAUCUGCCCCAUGAUUCGGUGA